UUAUGUUUCAUCUCACAUAGUGGGAAUUUCUCAUAUAAAAGCGAUCAUCCGAAUUUUAAAAGUAUCACUGUGCCAUCAACCAAAUCGUCCGCACCUCAUCGAAAAAAAAUGAGACGAGUUUUGCUGAUUAGUGCCCUUUGUGGGCUUGCCGCCUGCGCCGGCCCCAACCAGUACCUGCCCCCCAACCGCGGCGGCUCCUUCGGGGGCCAAAGCAACCGCUUCUCCUCCCCGUCAUCGUUCAGCGGCGGCGGCAGCAGCGGCGGUUUCUCCUCCCCCUCGUCGUUCAGCGGCGGUGGAGGCGGCGGUUUCUCCUCCCCCAGCCAGCAAGUGCCAAUUCUUCGUCUAGAUAACAACAAUGAGGGUGACGGCAAUUACCAGUACGCUUAUGAGACGGGUAAUGGUAUAGCUGCCCAAGAAAGGGGUCAGUUGAGAGGCGACUGGGUGGCAGCUGAUGGGUCCUUCUCCUUCACGUCGCCAGAAGGUCAACAGUUCAGUAUUACGUACACUGCUGACGAAAAUGGGUUCCACCCGCAGGGGGCUCACCUUCCCACGCCCCCGCCAAUUCCUGAAGCGAUUUUGAAAUCGAUUCAGCAGAAUUUGGCUGAAGAGGCUCGUGGGGGUUAUCAGGAUGAUGGGCAGUAUAAUGGAGGACAUGGAUCAUCUGGGGGGUCUGGAGGACAUGGAGGGGCUGGUAGUUUUGGGUCUGGGUCGAGAGGGUCUGGCGGGUUUGGUGGGUCUGCUGGGUCGGAUGGUUACAGAUACUAGUUUCCCAUUUCAUUAGUGAUCAAGCCAUUGUUUGUGUUAUUUAACAAAGUGCACCUUAGAAUAAUAAAUUAUACACAAUUA
Tribolium castaneum (red flour beetle) is the source of this 846-nucleotide messenger RNA. Its product is annotated as pupal cuticle protein 20. The transcript is spliced from 2 exons. Lineage: Eukaryota; Metazoa; Arthropoda; Insecta; Coleoptera; Tenebrionidae. Bases 109 to 765 code for a protein of 218 amino acids. Gene Ontology annotation, molecular function: structural constituent of chitin-based larval cuticle. The record is from RefSeq and is a predicted model, not a curated record. Gene Ontology annotation, cellular component: chitin-based extracellular matrix.